AUGGUAAGCAUCGACGGGGGCCACCUCCGCCAUGUCAUGGUACCUCUCCUGAUGGAGGGCCACCGCGCCAGCUCCCGCACUGCGCCCGGAUUGGAGCAUGCGCCGCGCACCGUCCGCGUCCUUGGCGUUGUCGGUGACUACCGCUUGGGAGGGGGUGCAGGCAGCCCGCCAAACACGACCGGAUGCGUGGUCAAAGUCGUCGUCCACGCGCGCCACUUUGCUGCACCGAGCGUACGUUGCAGCUCCUCGUGCUUCACCACUCACUCGCCCUCCUGGCUCUAUAGACUUGUAGCCCUCCACCUACAUCACCAGUUCGCCAUCCCCGCCGUCCGCCGGUUACCAGUCAUCACCAUGAAGAAUUCCUCGCUCAUUUCCCUCGUCCUCCUCCUCGCCGCCUCGCCCCUCGCCGCCGCAUGGUCUGACGUCUGGUGUGGCAGCGACGGCACCUACUCGGCGAACAGCACCUAUGAAACCAACCUCCGCCGCCUCGCGGCCGUCUUCCCGGCCGAAGCCGCCUCCGCCCUGCGCGGUCGCUACGUCCACAAGCGUGCCUUAGGGUACUGGCCUAACCGGUUGCAGGCCACCUCGACCUGCCGGAGCCACGACGGUGACUGCGCCGACUGCAUCGCCGACGCCUUCAAGGAGGUGGAGCGCGCGUGCCCGUACCGUAAGAAGGCCUACUUCGACAGCACUAACAACUGCUUUCUCCAACUGGGCGAUGUCCAUAUUCUGGGGAGCGAUGGCAUAUUUGGAGGAAACGAACUUAUACAGACCUUAGCUUGGGUGAUGAUAUUUCAGGCAAUUGGACUUGGAUACCUUUUCUUCUUGUUUCUGCAGGCAUGGCGUGAUAGUAAAAAAGGCACCGUCAUGCAUUACACCCAUCUUCCAUCUGGAGAUCAAUAGUGAGCGGCUUGGCCACAAGUUUGAGCAUCAGCGCCUACUACUCUCAGGGGAGGCACAAUAAUAGUAAAUGGAAUGAAAGGAUGUUUUGAUUUUCUUGACGAACAAUGAAUGGAUACUUAUUCCUCAUUUUGAAGGACUUUGAUCCUUACAAACAAGCGACAAUGUUCAUUUCACCUACUCUUCAAAAGAAAUGUUCAUUUCACGUA
Messenger RNA from Phragmites australis (common reed), 1109 nucleotides. RefSeq lists its product as uncharacterized. NCBI's taxonomy places the organism in Eukaryota, Viridiplantae, Streptophyta, Magnoliopsida, Poales, Poaceae. The record is from RefSeq and is a predicted model, not a curated record. The transcript has 4 exons. The coding region runs from base 1 to 903 and encodes 300 amino acids.